This is a messenger RNA of Mercurialis annua (annual mercury), 465 nucleotides long. RefSeq lists its product as uncharacterized. Gene Ontology annotation, biological process: protein histidyl modification to diphthamide. Gene Ontology annotation, molecular function: diphthine synthase activity. NCBI's taxonomy places the organism in Eukaryota, Viridiplantae, Streptophyta, Magnoliopsida, Malpighiales, Euphorbiaceae. The record is from RefSeq and is a predicted model, not a curated record. Bases 1 to 465 code for a protein of 154 amino acids. The transcript has 2 exons.
AUGAACUUGAGGGAAUUCCAAUCCAUGAAAAUUCUAAUAAAAAUACAAAAAAGUAAUUGCAGAGCUACAACACAUACUGUUCUUAUUGUUCGAGCCAAGACAUUAGGAAUUGAUGUCCAAGUAGAGCACAAUGCAUCUGUUAUGAAUGCUGUUGGCGUUUGUGGAUUGCAAUUGUAUCGAUAUGAUAUAAAAGUGAAGCAACCUUCAUUGGAAUCCUUGUCCAGGUAUGUGUCCAGAGAUCUUCCUGUUGUUGUCCUUUGUGCAGCUCCACAUUUUCAAAAUUUGGGGCUUAUUUAUCUCUUAAUCAUUUACUUGAAAGGGAUAGCCUGGACCAAAAAGACAACAGAAGCGCGCGACAGUUUUGAAGAAAAACAUACAAAGCUAGCAAGUAAAACUGGCCGUGUCAAUUUCUCAUAUCGCAUUGACAUGAAAAAGUUGCAAAUUGCUUACCGUCAUUCAGUUUAA